AUGAGCAUGCAGACCUCCAACGGCCAUAACCCGUCGCCUCAGAGCGCUACUACUACCCACCAUCACCACCAGCAGCUCCUCCGCCACGAUCACGACUCCGAAGACGGCCAUGGCUUCAACAGUGCCGACGAGAACGACAACGACAACGAUGUCGACCAGGACGAUCAGGACCCUCUGCGCCUGGGAAAGCGCAAGAGGCCCAUCUCCGUCUCAUGUGAGCUGUGCAAGCAGAGAAAGGUGAAAUGUGACCGUGGUCAACCUUCCUGCGGCUGGUGCAGUCGCAAUGGUGCCAUUUGCGAAUACAAGGAGAGAAAGAAGCCUGGUCUGCGUGCCGGCUACGGGCGCGAGCUCGAGCAGCGUCUCGACAAGCUGGAGGAGGUUCUCAGAGCGCACGCCGAGAUCCUCCAGGCCUCCCUGACCUCGGGCCAGCACCAGCAUCACCACGGGGCGCCGCAUAGCCAUGCCACCCCCAGCGUGCGCGCCAGCAACCCCAGCCUGCCUAGCGAUCAUGGCACCCCUAGGGAGAACAACGUAUUCCGACCCUCGGAACCUACUCGUACGCCGCAAGCUGAGACUGCCCUCUUCUUACAGAAACCUUCCACCUACCCCUCCACCUCGCAACCCAUGGAGUUUGGCAUGCCGCCGCCCACUCCCUCGAUGCACGAAUUCCAGCCUCAGCUACCCAUGGGCUCCAUGCCCGCCCCGAACCAGGUCGCCAACAUGCAGCAGCCCAGCUCGGCCGCGCAGGCCUACUACAACCCGAACCAGACGAACCAGCUUCACUCUCCCGACGUGCCCAUGACCCAGGCCGGCCAGAGCAACGCUACGCCGGACCAAGACCUUCCGCCAUACGAUUUGCUCUAUGCGCUCACAACACUCGACUCGCUGUUCGGGCCCACGACCGUCGAGGAGACGGAUCGCAUACUUCUGCAUGCCAUUGUGGCCACAACGCUGCGAUACUCGACCGACUCGAGGCUCACCGAAGAGAGCAGGGAGCACUACCACUCCAUUGCGAAACAGCGCGUCUUGCUCUACGGCAUGGAGCACUCGUCGGUCAAGUCGCUCCAGGCACUGGUCGUUUUGGCCCUGGAUCUGGUGGGCAGCAGCAACGGCCCACCUGGCUGGAACAUCAUGGCUCUCAUCACGCGCUCCGUCGUCCAAUUGGGACUCGCAGUCGAGAGCACCUCGUUCUCCGUCUCCCCAAACUUCACCUCGAUCUACACACUCAGAGCCAUGAUACUGCCGGAACCCAAAGACUUUAUUGAAGAGGAGUCGAGGCGACGCUUGUUCUGGAUGAUUUACCUUCUCGACCGCUAUGCGACUAUCGCCACGGCUUUCGAGUUUGCGCUCGACGACAAGGAGAUCGACAGGACGCUCCCUUGUCGCGACGACCUGUGGAUCAAGAACCAAAAGGUCGAGACGCGAUGGUUCAGGCUGCAGGAGCAGGAGGAGCCAAAUCCGGAAUACGAUGUCAAUAAGCCGGAGAACCUUGGUGCCUUCUCCUACUACAUUGAGAUUUUGGCCAUCCUCUCCAAGGUGCACAAAUUUCUCAAGCUGCCCGUAGACAUCAGCGCGCUGAGCGACGUCGAGCAGUGGCAGAUGCGCUACAAAGAGCUGGAUAACAUGUUGACGUCUUGGAAGUUUGGCUUGCCCGGGGAAUACGGAAACAUGGCCAAACUGUUCCAGCCCGGAAACAAGACACUCAACUGUGGAUGGGUCAUGUUGCACGCCACCUACCAUACCGCCGUCAUCCGGCUGCACUCGUCGGCGGCGUACCCCACAACCCGAUCUCCCAUAUUCACGCCCUCGUACAGCGCAUCUCAACGAUGCCAUGGUGCCGUCGAGAAUAUUGCCGCGCUCGGCGAGUUCGUCGUGAACAACGGCUUACUCCCCAAGCUGGGGCCUCCAUUCGCCUUUACUCUGUGGGUAGCGGCCCGUCUACUCCUAGUCCAUGGCUCGACGGUCGAACACAAGCUGUCACCGCAGAUUCAGUUUUUCGUUGACAGCCUGCGCGAGAUGGGCCGUUACUGGCCUGUCGCGGCGCGAUACUGCGAGCUGCUGCAGCGAGUGCUUGAUGAGCAUCGCGACAGCGAGCGCACCGGAGACGGUGUGACGCCGAGCUCAGUCAAGAUCCUCUCAGACAUGCGGCGCACCGCGUUCGACCUCGACUUCUUGAUCUCCAGGCAGCCGGGCCCCAAUGGAGUCAUCACGCACAGCCGCAUGCCGAGUGUGACGCCAGCACGAACGCCGGCGCCCAACGAGCUCGAGUACCUAGAUGUCUUUGACUUCUUCAACGUCCCAAGGCUGCCUUUUGGCGAGCAAAUUGCAGGUGUGCAAGGAAUGCCCCAGAACAACGGUGCACCACCAAGCAUGGAUGGCAGCAGCGGCGAUGCGCCUCAAGGGCCGCCACAGCCGCCGCCGCCGCCGAGCAACGAGUUCAACAUUACGAACUUUAUGGUCGAUGCCAACAGCGACUGGCUGUUCAAGCAGGAGGGUGGCAAGUACAUGUCUUGA
Molecule: messenger RNA, 2514 nt
Organism: Verticillium dahliae VdLs.17
Lineage: Eukaryota; Fungi; Ascomycota; Sordariomycetes; Glomerellales; Plectosphaerellaceae
Exons: 4
Coding region: 1-2514 (837 amino acids)
Biological process (GO): regulation of DNA-templated transcription; DNA-templated transcription
Cellular component (GO): nucleus
Molecular function (GO): zinc ion binding; DNA binding; DNA-binding transcription factor activity, RNA polymerase II-specific
Source: RefSeq, a predicted model, not a curated record